This is a messenger RNA of Sphaerodactylus townsendi, 1357 nucleotides long. It is a transcript of the gene IL22, whose product is annotated as interleukin 22. The coding region runs from base 271 to 909 and encodes 212 amino acids. NCBI's taxonomy places the organism in Eukaryota, Metazoa, Chordata, Lepidosauria, Squamata, Sphaerodactylidae. Gene Ontology annotation, cellular component: extracellular region. The record is from RefSeq and is a predicted model, not a curated record. The transcript is spliced from 8 exons.
AAGAAUAACUUGAAUCUCUUUAUGAAUUAUACUCCAAUUUUUUUUAAUUUUUAUGCAGGUCCACCACUGAUGGAAAAAUGACCCAUUCUUUUAACCACACUUCCAACGUAUUGAUGACAUCAGAGAAACAUGGCAUUCUGCUAUAUGGAAAUGGAUCCCAUGCUAUAAUGGCUCAGAAAAACCAGUUUCCAUUUUACUUCAGGAACCAGACAUACACCUUUACCAGAAUGGUGAAACUGAUAUUCAGUACACUCAUAUCUGCACUAUUUUAUGUGCCCUGGGUCCCAGUUAUUUAAGAGAAAGAUUCAAAGACUAUUACGAAGCUUUGAUCGAAAACACAGCCUUUUGUUGGAAGUGAUGACUUCUCUGCAGAAUUGGAAGAGAGGUUUCCUAUGGAUGGUCUGCUUCUGUUGCCUACCUCUCUUCUUCCUUGCCAGUUCUUUGCCACUGAAGGGAAAAGAUGCUUUUGCUAAUCAUUCUUGUAGGCUCAAAAAAACCAGUUUCCAGCAAUUUUACUUCAGGAACCAGACAUACACCUUGGCCAGAAUGGCAAGACUUGCUGACAAUGACACAGAUAAUAGGUUUGUGGGACAGCAUCUGUACAUUAAUAUCAAGGAGAAAAAUCACUGCUAUCUAAUGAAGAGAGUGACAGAGAUUGUGGUGAAAAAUGUCCUCUCUGAACUAAAGAACCAGUAUCCCAUGGCUGAAGAAGUGGCAAAUUUCUUGGGCCAUUUACAUACGGAGCUGAGCAAUUGUAAACCACUGGGACAUAAAGAACUUGUUGAACGUAAUCUAGAAAAAAUGAAAGACAAGAUGAAACAGCUAGGAGAAAACGGAAAAAACAAAGCAGUUGGGGAACUUGAUUUGCUUUUUGAUUACCUGGAAAAUUCAUGCACGGAAGGAAAUUAGCAGCAACAAGAGAAGCAACCAGAACUGAAUGGAUUAUCAGGACAACCAAAACUUUCUUCAAACUAUGGAAAAAUAUUGGAAAAAUACAGAGUAUUGGUAUUUAACACAUCUGUUCUGCUUAGCGAAGGGCUCAAGAACAUUUUUUGUUGCUACAGAUGAUAAAAGGAUUUAGGCUACAAUUCUCAAACCACUUUAUCUGGAGUAAUGGAUUUGAGUUGCAUACUUCUUUAAAGAAUAUGUGACAAAUGCAUUCACCUAGAAAUAAGGGUCUGUUCAGAUGUACAGCUUCUCCCUCUAGGAUCAUCCAUAAAAUUUUAGAAAUGUUGUAAUUUUAUUUUAUAUUAUGUUAUUUUUAGCCAAUACUGCUAUUUAGUGAUAAUUUAUUUAAACUAAUUGUUUACAUUGUGGUUGUAACUUAUAUGACUAAAGAUUUAUUUAUAAAACUUAU